Messenger RNA from Melospiza melodia melodia, 1326 nucleotides. RefSeq names its product RNA binding motif protein X-linked 2 (gene RBMX2). Bases 17 to 907 code for a protein of 296 amino acids. Gene Ontology annotation, cellular component: catalytic step 2 spliceosome; U2 snRNP; precatalytic spliceosome. The record is from RefSeq and is a predicted model, not a curated record. Lineage: Eukaryota; Metazoa; Chordata; Aves; Passeriformes; Passerellidae. The transcript is spliced from 6 exons. Gene Ontology annotation, molecular function: RNA binding. Gene Ontology annotation, biological process: mRNA splicing, via spliceosome.
GCGCGCUGCCGCCGCCAUGAACCCCCUGACGAAGGUGAAGCUGAUCAAUGAGCUGAACGCGCGGGAGGCGGAGCUGGGCGUGCAGGAUGCGGUGUCGUGGCACGCGGAGUACAAGGACAGCGCUUGGAUCUUUGUGGGCGGGCUGCACUACGCGCUGACCGAGGGGGAUGUCAUCUGCGUGUUCUCGCAGUACGGCGAGGUCGUCAACAUCAACCUCGUGCGCGACAAGAAGACCGGGAAGUCCAAGGGUUUCUGCUUCCUGUGCUAUGAGGACCAGCGAAGCACCAUCCUGGCUGUGGAUAACUUCAAUGGGAUCAAGAUCAAGGGACGGACCAUCCGCGUGGACCACGUGGCCAACUACCGGCCCCCCAAGGAGUCUGAGGACUGGGAUGACGUGACUAGAGCCCUCCAUGCCAAGGGCUGCGGGGUCAAAACGCCGCCCCACACGUCGUCCGACUCCGCGUCUGAGGAUGAGGAUGUGCUCGUGAAAAAGCAGAAAGAGGAGCAACAGAGCAGAGCAGAACGGUCCAAGUCGAGCCCGCAAGCCGGAAAGCGGGUGAGCACGGAGGAGCCCCAUGCCAGGAUCAAGAUCAAGAAGGAGAAGGAGGACCCGGGGUACGAGCGCUAUGCUGGCGGGAGCGCCGGCAGGAGCGCCGGGAGCAGGACACAGCGCGAUGAGGAGCAGCGGCGGCACCAGCGGCACUCGGACAGCAGGGGGGACAAGAACUGCCGCGAGCACAGGGGCCAGAGCGGCUCCUGGGAGGAGCGGGAGAAGAGGGAGGAGGCUGGCAGGAGGGGCGACGGGCACAGCAGCCGGCAGGACGCGUCCCCCAGGGGAGGCAGGUCUCGGGAGCCCCAUUCCCGGCACAGGGAGCGGGGCUCUGGCAGAGACUCCGGUCGCUGCUGAGCCCUGGGUGAGCAUUGGGGUGAUGGAGGCUCUGAGCCUGCCCAAGCCUGCUCCAAGCUCCUGGGAUGCCAUGGCUGGACCUUUCACCUGGGAGCUUCCCCCUUGCCUCUCAUCCCACCCUGGGCCAAGGCUCUCCAUGCUCCCUGUGCUGCUGGCUGGGACAGGGGCCUGUCCUUCCACUGGGGAGGGUGUCAAGCAGCGAAGGCUGGGAGCAGCAGGAUGCUCCCCUAAAUCCCUUGGGGUGGUGUCCCCUUCUUGCACUGGGGGCAGAGGCUGCCGGGUGUCUGAGUUUGGGCCCUGUACCCACGCAGCAUCUUCUGGAUUCCGUGAUGAAUCCAUAGGGCUGCACCGCUGUCAUUGGGGUGAUUUAUUAUGGAUUUGUUUAAAGGUUUCUUAAUAAAAGUUCCUGAUAGGGAGAA